AUGGACAAAGAUAGCGAGGUGGCCUCCAAACACAUGCUGGACUACAAUGCCGAAAUGGAACUGAAGCAGGGCUCGCAGUCGGAUACGUCUUCUCCCGAUGAAUCACCCCCCACGCCACCCGCUGCCGCUUCUGCAAGCAGUCCUCCCCCAGAUGGCGGACUCAACGCAUGGCUUCAAGUUUUGGGAGGAUGGGUGGUUUUGGCAGCUUCUUGGGGCCUUGUAAAUACCUUUGGAGCAUACCAAACAUAUUAUCAGACAGUGAUGCUCACAUCCGAGUCAGCGUCUACGAUCUCUUGGAUUGGCUCUCUACAAGCAUGCCUUCUAUUCCUUGGAGGCCUCAUUUCAGGACCUCUCUUUGACGCUGGUUAUUUCACGCCGACUAUGAUUGGAGGGCUGCUGCUCAUUUGCUUUGGAAUGUUUAUGACAUCCAUCUGCUCGGCUUACUGGCAAGUGUUGCUUGCGCAGGGAGUCUGCGUUGGCAUUGGAAUGGGCCUGACAUUUUUGCCCGCUACGGCCAUUCAGGCGCAAUACUUUGCGAAGCGACGGGCUUUUGCCAUGGGCGUUGCUGGGACUGGGUCCCCUGUUGGGGGAAUCAUCUUUCCUAUUAUUUUCAGCCAUUUACUUCCGAAAAUCGGCUUCGGGUGGACUACUCGAGUCAUUGCGUUUAUCAUCCUAGGGCUCUCUGUUAUACCCGCCAUCUUUAUGCGGCCUCGGUUGCCAGCAUCAGGAAAAAUUCGCUCUCUUGUCGAUGCCUCAGCUUUUAGAGAUAUGGCCUUUGUGAAUUUCAUCAUCGGUAGUCUGCUGACCUUCCUGGUCCUCUACACUGCGUUUUUCUACAUCCAAGUGUUCCAUGAGCUCAACCAUUUGUCGACCAUUGAGUUUGCACCGUAUACAGUUAGAUUGCUGAACGUUGGAAGCGUGAUUGGCCGUUUGUUACCCAUGUACCUCAGCGACAAGUAUGGGGUGCUGAACGUUACAAUCUUUUCCACCUUUGCCUCUGCAAUUUUGGCAUUUGGUUGGAUGGGGAUCAAAAAUUUGGGCGGUAUCGUCGUAUUUACGCUUCUGUAUGGAAUUACUUCAGGUGCCACUGUUGUGGGAACACCAAUCGUCGUCAUGGUCGGAUCUCCCGACAUGUCACGAAUGGGAACCCGUUUAGGUAUGUCAUUUAUUUUCUUCGGAAUAGCAAUUCUUGUCGGCACGCCUAUAGCAGGCGCCAUAUUUGGAGAUUUUACACGCACGCGUUGGCUGGGUGGUAUUGGAUAUUCCGCUGGAGGUUUGAUCUUUGGAGCGGCUUUUAUGUGCUUGUCGUGGAUUCCCAUGAGCAAAAAGAAAGGGACAUGGAAGAUUUAG
Molecule: messenger RNA, 1350 nt
Organism: Trichoderma aggressivum f. europaeum
Lineage: Eukaryota; Fungi; Ascomycota; Sordariomycetes; Hypocreales; Hypocreaceae
Exons: 1
Coding region: 1-1350 (449 amino acids)
Biological process (GO): transmembrane transport
Cellular component (GO): membrane
Molecular function (GO): transmembrane transporter activity
Source: RefSeq, a predicted model, not a curated record